UUGGUCCAGCAAAUGUUUUGUGGCACGCCUACUUUCACGAGCUGCAGUGGCAUUUUUCGCGCUUCAAUUUAGUUGGGAUUGUUUUAAGCUAAAAGAUGGACGUAGAUUUUUUGGAUAAUGACUUCAAAGUUGAAGAAAUAGACGACAUGACAUUGUCUCAAGUGUGCGACGAAAUGGAAGCUUUCGACGGAUUACUGAACAUGAGCCUUACACAGACGCUAGCAGAGUACGACACAGGAUCGGAGCAUGGUGAAUUUAAGCUUGAAUGGGACUUUUUGAGUGAAAAUGAAAACAGUUCGAAUUUGCCGACCACAUCGGGUGAUCGUUUUGCGCCCCCAGUGACCGAGAGUGAACUGAAAUCUCUAAUUGAAAGCCAGGAAAACAUAUUAAACACUAAACAAAACACUAGAUGGGCGGUCAACGUGUUUGAGAAAUGGAGAACAGGCAGAUCCGAAACUAUUCCAGAACUUCAAUUCCAGGGCAGCGAGGAAAUGAAUUACUGGUUACAACGCUUUAUAGUGAAAGCUAGACGGCAGGAUGGUAAGGACUACCCCCCUAAGAGCCUGUACUUGAUUUCAUGUGGACUACUUCGUUUUUUGCGGGACAAAGGUGUGUACGACAAAAACUUUUUAGACGAAAAAAACACAACUUUUAUUGAAUUUCGGAAAGUUCUAGAUGCAAAAAUGAAGUCGCUGAUUGAAAAAGGCAUAGGGUGUACUACGAAGCAGGCUGAUCCUAUUUUACUAGAAGACGAGGCCAAGUUGUGGGAUGUUGGAGUGUUUGGAAAGAAAAAUGCAGAACAACUUCAGAAAACGAUUUUCUUUUACGCCUGUAAAAUCUUUGGUUUGCGUGGGUGCGACGAACAUCAUAACCUGGAAUGUGAACAGUUUACUAUUGGAUCAGAUCAGCUAGGAAAAUUUAUUGAGUUUACGGGUCGAAAAACCAAAACGUACAAAGGAGGGCUCGGACAGCUAAAUGUGUGCAACAAGACCAUUAAACAUCACUGCCAGUCCGGUGAGAGAUGCAUUGCUGACUAUUUCGAUCUAUAUCUGGAUUCUCUUGGACGCCAAGGAACAUUCUAUCGAAGACCUCUUCCCGCAACAUCUGAGGUGCCAAUCCGAUACGGAAAUCAAGUUGUGGGAAUUAACAAGCUGAAAAACUUAAUGCGAAUCAUCUGCACGGAAGGUGGUUUACAGGGUAAUUAUUCGAAUCAUAGCGGCAAACGCACUUGUGCGACCCAGCUAUAUAUGUCUGGUGUUGAAGAGCAGCAGAUAAUGGAUCGGACUGGUCAUCGUUCUCAAGCAGGUGUCCGUAAAUACAAAAGAUCCAGUGCGCAAAUGGAAGCUAAUGUGUCAAAGAUCUUGGAUCCGCCCAAAGAGUGUACCGAGAAUUCUACUCCGUUGAAUACUCUAGAUGGAUGCACUCCAGGUAUUUCAGAUGAGUGUCCCGUUAUUCCACAGACUGCAGCAAAUGUCCAGGGUGAGGGGGAACCUCAGAGCAAGAGAUUCAAACCGAACAGAUUCCCGUUUGGAGAAUUUAAAAAUUGUAACAUUACAUUUCAGUUUUAAAGUGAAAUUUUCACAAAAAUCAAUGACUAGCCAGAUAGCUUGUUAAACUACCUAAACCUGAUAUUUCAGAAUUGAGUCUU
Messenger RNA from Saccostrea echinata, 1648 nucleotides. RefSeq lists its product as uncharacterized. The transcript is spliced from 2 exons. The coding region runs from base 96 to 1568 and encodes 490 amino acids. Gene Ontology annotation, biological process: DNA recombination; DNA integration. NCBI's taxonomy places the organism in Eukaryota, Metazoa, Mollusca, Bivalvia, Ostreida, Ostreidae. Gene Ontology annotation, molecular function: DNA binding. The record is from RefSeq and is a predicted model, not a curated record.